This is a messenger RNA of Anastrepha ludens (Mexican fruit fly), 3119 nucleotides long. RefSeq names its product glutathione hydrolase 1 proenzyme. The transcript has 5 exons. The record is from RefSeq and is a predicted model, not a curated record. Gene Ontology annotation, cellular component: plasma membrane. Gene Ontology annotation, molecular function: glutathione gamma-glutamate hydrolase. Gene Ontology annotation, biological process: glutathione catabolic process. Lineage: Eukaryota; Metazoa; Arthropoda; Insecta; Diptera; Tephritidae. Bases 901 to 2661 code for a protein of 586 amino acids.
UGGUUAAGAAGCAAUUGCUCAAAACGCAAAAGAAAAAAUUUGGCAAGUUAAUUUUAAUUUCUGUGUUAAUAUCUAAAAGCGUUCAAAAAUUGCUGAAUGUAGUGAUUCUGGGUACAUUUGAAAUAUGUGUGUAUUUAUACACAGUGGUUACAUUUGUGUUUCUAUUUAAAGCAAAGCCCUUUUGCAAAGAAACAUUAGUUGACUUCUGAAUGAUUAAAUGAAAUUGAGUUGUCGAUUAUGGAUGGUGUGUGUAGCAUGUUUUUAAUAACUUAUAGGUAGCGUUUCAUUACCUAAAUCUCUAGCGUGAUUUCCCCGCACUCAAUAAUUACAGCGACUUGCUUGCUUUUCGGCUGUUGUUGAUACUUAACAGAUUACAACACAAGUUAUUUCGCGCCGAACUUGCUGUUUGAAAAUAUGGAUCAAUAACUCUGUUUAAUUUGAACUUAAUUUUGCAUUAUCAUCGGAGUGCGACGCAAUGGGCGGUUUAGAAAUGUGGGACCUCCUCGCUCCGAUGAUAACAUGGUCCUUCGAGCCGGAUUUUAAUGAUAUUAACGAUCCAUUUAACCAGAGCAUUUUCAACAGCUGAAAUUAAGCAAGUACAAGCCAGCACCAAGCACCAACCAUCAGCAAGCACCAAAAAGCACUAAGCACCAACCAGCACCAAGCAUCAACCGAACAGGCAUUAAAGAAAACAAACCGUUCCAGAUUACUAAAAAAGACCAUCAGCACAGCCAGCAGUUUGCCUUUGCGGAAAAACAUCCUUUUACACUGCGCAUGUCACAAAAGCAAGGAUAUUCUAUCUAGUUUGACGUUUGGCACUUAUUGAACCUUGUCAACAUAAGCAAUGUGAGCGAGUCAUUUUUCAGUUAUUGCACAACAAUUAGAAAUCACGUUGUAGUGAUGAAUUUAAUGCACGGAAUUGUAAUUAUUCUCAGCGCUGUAAUAUUUCUAUUCUAUAAACUCUCCAAACAACGAAACUCUGUGCUACAAAAUAUUCAAGCAUUACGUCCGCCCAAUCCGGAAACGUCGCAGCCGCCUUCAUUUUCACCACUGCUCGAAUAUGAAAAUGGGGCGGUGUGUUCUGACAGCGAUGCCUGCAGUAGGAUUGGCAGGGAUAUAAUGGAGAAAUCAGCGGGCAGUGCCGUUGAUGCUGCCAUCGCCACGCUCUUCUGCAAUGGUCUGCUGGCUAUGCAGAGUAUGGGGCUCGGCGGCGGUGUAAUCAUGAACAUCUACUCGAGUAGUGAGCAACGUGCCUAUAGCAUAUUGAGCAGAGAGCGAGCGCCACUCCAAUUCCAGCUGCCUGAGGGGAAUAUUAGCACCAUCUUUCAGUCGGCUUUGGGUAUUGCAGUGCCAGCAGAGGUCGCUGGCUACUCGUUGGCGUAUCAACAUUUUGGCAAGUUGCCCUGGCGCCAACUGGUGGAACCCACCACGAAAUUGUGUCGCCAAGGUUACUAUCUCACCAAACACCAACGUGAUUCGGUGUAUAUUAAUGGCAAGUUGCUCAAAGAGAAUGCCGUCCUACGCAAAAUGUUUAUAGAUCCGAAAACCGGUCAGGUAUUUAGAACAGGAGCGCAUGUACGGCCACCAGAGGUGCUUUGUCGCACAUACGAAACGCUGGCACGAGAUGGACCAGCAGACUUUUAUCAUGGAGAUUUGAUGGAAAGAGUUUUAAAGGAUUUACGUGAAUUUGGUAGUCCCAUUGAUGAGUUGGAUAUGCGGAAUAUGACGGCUGAGUUGGCAUUUUCACCCAAUGUGACUUUGGGCCCAUACACGUUACACGUCACACCGCCACCCGGUAGUGGUUAUAUUGUUGCAUUUGUAAUGAGCAUUUUGCAGAAGUUUAGUAAAAAGUUUGCUACGGCAAACGACAUUGACGCCAACGGACUGCAUCGUAUAGUCGAAGCGCUAAAAUUUGGUUUCGUCGAACGUUGGAAACUGGAUGUGGAGGUGACAGAAGAGGAACUAUCCAAUCUAACAAAUGCGACCUAUGCACGUCAUCUAGCCUAUCUGAUUGACGAGGUGCGUACUUUCAAAGAUGCGACAAGCUAUGGCGCAAGUGAGCAUUUAGUCUCCCGCACAGAGCAUGGUACAGCGCAUAUAUCGGUGCUGGCGCCAAACGGUGAUGCUGUGGCCGCAACAAGCUCCAUCAACUUUUACUUCGGCAGCGGCAAGAUUGGCACACGCUCCGGCAUUCUCUUCAAUAAUGCCAUGUCAGAUUUCGCCAUCGACGGCCUGCAAAAUUACUUCGAUCUACCUAAUAUGCCCUAUAAGAAUCGUGUUAAGCCUGGUGGCUCCCCCAUGUCUUCCAUGAGUCCUAUUAUAGUUACCGAUCGGAAUGGUGAGGUGCGUUUGGUGACUGGCGCUGCUGGUGGCACUAAAAUCAUUUCUGUGCUGGUGCAUAUUCUGGUGCGCAUACUCUGGUUGGAGCAGAAUAUCAAACAAGCCAUUGAUGCACCACGUUUCCAUCAUCAAUUGGAACCAAACAUACUUGAAUAUGAGUUUGGUAUAUUGCAAGAAGUUGUAAAUGCUUUGGAGGCUAAGGGACAUAAGACGAAGCGUUACAGAGAGCGCGGAUCUGCUGUUUGUGGUAUUGAACGGGUACGAGGCAAAGUUUAUGGAAAUGCUGACUAUCGGAAAGAAGGAGAUGUGAUGGGUUUCUAGGUGGUUUCGCAAAGUGCCGAAGUGAAAAAAGUUAUUGGGUUGAGAAUUCGAUAAUUCUUUUUAUUUAAAAAAACAAAAAACAGAGGAGAGUAAAAAAAGGCUUAGAAGCAAUCGAAUCAAGGAAAAUCGCUUACCAAAAGCGCACAGAGCAGAAGAAGAAACCUAUAUUUAAGUAUUAUAUAAUAAUAAAAAUAUUGUAUCUUUCUUUAUGCAAAGUUGUCAUAAACCAAAAAAAUAGCAAAUUUAAAAUUUUUAUGUGAUAACUAUUUAAUUAAAAAAUCAUCUAAGUACAUAUUUAAGCAAAAAAGCAACAAAAAGUUAAAGUUAAAAACAUCAAAAUAAAAUUGUGCCGAAAAUUUAUUACUCUUUAUUAAAUUACUACAACAAUAAUAUUAAAAAGAAAGCAGACUGUAUUAUGAUUGUAAUGUCACAGAGGGCUCAAAUUUCUUAAUGAUCUA